Trichechus manatus latirostris (Florida manatee) is the source of this 906-nucleotide messenger RNA. RefSeq names its product KLF transcription factor 14 (gene KLF14). Lineage: Eukaryota; Metazoa; Chordata; Mammalia; Sirenia; Trichechidae. The record is from RefSeq and is a predicted model, not a curated record. The transcript has a single exon. Gene Ontology annotation, molecular function: DNA-binding transcription factor activity, RNA polymerase II-specific; RNA polymerase II cis-regulatory region sequence-specific DNA binding. Gene Ontology annotation, biological process: regulation of transcription by RNA polymerase II. The annotation marks the transcript as partial.
CCUGGUCCCCGCCGGCGCCCUGUCACACCUGCUGCCAAGCGCCACCGCUGCCCCUUCCCGGGCUGCACCAAAGCCUACUACAAGUCAUCGCACCUCAAGUCCCACCAGCGCACCCACACAGGUGAGCGCCCUUUCUGCUGCGACUGGCUCGACUGCGACAAGAAGUUCACGCGCUCCGACGAGCUGGCCCGCCACUACAGGACGCACACGGGCGAGAAGCGCUUCUCCUGCCCGCUCUGCCCCAAGCAGUUCUCCCGGAGCGACCACCUGACCAAACACGCCCGCCGCCACCCAGCCUAUCAUCCCGACAUGAUCGAGUACCGGGGGCGCCGUCGUACCCCCCGCGUCGUUGACUCGCAACCCGCGAGCCUCGAGGACAGCUCCAGCCCCGGCCCCGCCCAGGUGGCCGGCUUCCCUACCUGCUUGUAGGACUGUCAUUGCUGCUAGUCGUCCCUUCAAGGAUGGAUCCCUCGCAGUUGCCCUUGCUUUCUCGCUGCGCGUCCCUCUUUCCCAUCGUCAGUGGACCAAGGCACAGACUGGUUCUUCCGCUCUGAGGCUGGGUCAUGGCAGGCACGUUGGACUCUGGGGAGGGACUGGGGGCGAGAAAACAGCGGGAAUUCUUGCACACAUAUCUCAUCCUAAGAGGAGGGGGUUGCCUCAAGACAUCCCCCAGGAACUGGUGCGAAGGGAUGAACCCGGUGCUCUCCAGAAUCUUGAAGAUGUGAAACUGGAAUUCUCAGGUGCCUGGGGAUCUCCCAGUCUCAAAGGACUCUGGUGGUUCACCCACCCACCAGGGCGGACCUUGGAGAGGGUGUUAAGGGUGGCAGUCUUGGAGAUGUCCAGGACUGGGAUGGUGAGAGGCCUUUGGAAACAGAAAUGAUUUCUAUUUCUGUAAACAGCAAUGUU